AUGGCGAGCGUCCAGAGGGCGUCGUUCUUGCUCCAGGUCGUCCGGACCUCGUCGCGCUCGCGCUCGCGCAAGCGCGAGGAAGCAGGCGCCUUCUCCGCCGUCGCGCCGUGGCGGCAUCCCGUCUACGGCGGCGGCGGCAGGUUCCAGCCGCCGCGGCCGGCCAAGCUGCUAGACACCAUCGUCGAGGAGGACAGCUCCAGCGUCGUCAGCAGCAUGGCGGCGCACGACGCCGGCGGCGGCGGCGGGUACUUCCUGCAGGGCGGGGCUUCCUCUUCGUCAUCAUCAAGCUCGGUUCCUAAGGCCUUCCGCUUCGCCUCGGCGGCGGCCGGCGGCGGCGCGCAGCAGAGCCGUUGA
Molecule: messenger RNA, 354 nt
Organism: Setaria italica (foxtail millet)
Lineage: Eukaryota; Viridiplantae; Streptophyta; Magnoliopsida; Poales; Poaceae
Product: squamosa promoter-binding-like protein 13
Exons: 1
Coding region: 1-354 (117 amino acids)
Source: RefSeq, a predicted model, not a curated record